GAGGAUGUUUCCUAGUUACAAGGUUAAAGUGACUGGAAUGAACCCCAAGACCAAGUACAUCUUGUUGAUCGACAUCGUCCCGGCUGACGACCACCGGUAUAAAUUCUGUGACAAUAAAUGGAUGGUGGCCGGCAAGGCAGAACCGGCCAUGCCAGGGCGGCUGUACGUGCACCCCGACUCGCCCGCCACGGGAGCACACUGGAUGCGGCAGCUGGUGUCCUUUCAGAAGCUAAAACUCACCAACAACCACCUGGAUCCCUUUGGACAUAUCAAGCAUGGGGACCUGAUCCUGGGGUCAGGCUGGAGCGUGCACGGUGUUACGGGGGGGUCUCGCAAGAAGGACGUGGUGGAUUUUAUGGGGUCGCGGUUGCCGGCGCAGCUGGAGCACAACCGGCUGCUGGGCUCCGUCCCUGCCCGCCGCAAGCACGCAUG
Molecule: messenger RNA, 432 nt
Organism: Eurypyga helias (sunbittern)
Lineage: Eukaryota; Metazoa; Chordata; Aves; Eurypygiformes; Eurypygidae
Product: T-box transcription factor TBX4-like
Exons: 3
Biological process (GO): positive regulation of DNA-templated transcription; angiogenesis; cell fate specification
Cellular component (GO): nucleus
Molecular function (GO): DNA-binding transcription factor activity, RNA polymerase II-specific; RNA polymerase II cis-regulatory region sequence-specific DNA binding
Source: RefSeq, a predicted model, not a curated record